Elephantulus edwardii (Cape elephant shrew) is the source of this 303-nucleotide messenger RNA. RefSeq names its product transmembrane protein 223-like. The record is from RefSeq and is a predicted model, not a curated record. Gene Ontology annotation, biological process: nervous system development. Bases 1 to 303 code for a protein of 100 amino acids. Lineage: Eukaryota; Metazoa; Chordata; Mammalia; Macroscelidea; Macroscelididae. Gene Ontology annotation, cellular component: mitochondrion. The transcript is spliced from 2 exons.
AUGUGCCGACGAACCCUGGUACUUGGUGGCGGCCUGCUCUUCUCCGUCCGCUCUGUGCGUUCAGUGUUGCUUCGGGCCGGAGGGCAGCAGGUGACCCUCACCACUCACGCCCCCUUUGGCCUGGGGGCCCAUUUCACUGUUUCCCUGAACCAAGUCUCCUGCAUGGCUCACCGAGGUCAAGUCCCUGCUAUGUUGCCUCUGAAAGCCACGGGCCGGUGCUUCUACUUUCGCUUGGACAAAGCGGGACACUUCCCCAACAUGAAACUCUUUGACAAUACCGUGGGUGCUUACCGGAGCUUAUAA